AUGCUCGGGACCACGUUGUAGCAUAAAUUAUGGUAGCUUCAUACAAUAUCUUACUAUAACGCAGUUUCUGCCUGGUGUGGCUGCCAUGGCAUUCAAUGAAGCCAUUCUUACGGAUGAGAGGCCCAACGUUUUCGAGCUGCUUGCAGAAGAGCAACUGCGAGAAGCGCUCCGCCCCGCACUUCUCUACCUUACCAAGGUGCUGGCCCGUUCAAGACCCGAGCUGUUCUUCUCCGGGCUGUGGAGAUCACGUGACGAGGUCCACCUAAUGCUAGACUCCGCCCUUCAGUGGAUUUUUCUCACGCUAAACGACAGCUCAUUUUCAGAGCACUUCUAUGGUAUAAAGAGAGUUCAAUGGGGUGCGGGAGCAGGACUUAGCACAAAGCAAAUGACCGUCUCCUUUGUCUGUUUAGUUCUAGUUCCGUACCUGAAGGUGAAAGUUGAGCGUCUCCAUUCCGUACUGACGGACGAGAAUGAAACACUCGGAAUGUGGGCGUGGCAGGAUUGCCGAACCCCUACACAGCUCUUGAAACUACUGUUGUUCAAAUCUAUCCCCUACCUACAGUCUCUAUGGACUCUGUGCCACCUUGUGUUUCGACUGAACUACCUGAUUCGUAGCUCACCCCACUAUUCCCCUUUGCACUGGCUGGCCGGAGUGAAGUUGGUACAUUAUCAAGCAACUGACGAUGAUGUGCCGUCAAGAUGGGUGUGGUCGUGGGCCAGUAAGCAGUUGCUCUCUCUUUCUCUCUUCUCCCUGAGACUCCUGCAGUGGUGGUACUCUGGAGAGAACGAGGCAGCUGUUCGCAGAAUGAACUCUCUACCUGUCCCUCCUCCUCCACUACCCACACAGCCAACUCCACCAGUGCUAACAGAUCCCUUCACUUGUCCACUGUGUCACCAGACUAGACGAGACCCCACAACCCUUGCUACCUCAGGGUUUGUUUUCUGUUACGAUUGCAUUGCUCGUCAUGUUGAAGGUCACGGAACAUGUCCUCUGACCCUAUCUCCCUCCUCCCCACACCAGUUGAUUAGACUUUUCUUCUCCUAACUUCUCUCUCUCUCUCUCUUACCACAUACACACACACUCUCUCUGCCUCUCAAGUUAAAGGUGAAUUAAUAAAAGUACAUGUGUGUUUUGCGGAAAUUACAUCUUUUCAUGUUGUCAUUCCAGCCAGCUGGAUUGAAUUAUAUUUUGAAGUGAUUGAAAAAAAUAGGCUAUCAAACAUUGGUAACACACGUUAUGUAUGUUCUGUGUAUGUUGCUGGGCGACCGAUUGUUCAGUUGUCGUGGAAACACAGAUAUGAUGCAACGAUGAUGUCAUUUUUGGUCAGUUCUGAGGAGCGUUCUGUUUUGUUGGUACGACUCCCACCGCUGGCCUGCGUUGCCCAUGGCGCCGCCAUGGUGAUGAGCUGUGUUGGCAUAGAUACUCUCGUUCUCUGGGUCCCCGUUAUUAAUUGAGGGUGUGGUCACAUGAGGGGGCGUGGCCAACGUAACAAUGUCAUCGUAGUCUCCGCUGUCUUCCAGAGCCGGCGGGCUGAGGAGGCCAGAGGCUGAAUCGCUGCGUUUCAUGCUUGGCACCUUGCUCCGUAUCAUCUUCAUGCCUCGCUCCAGUGAAGAUCUCAUGCCUUUCUCAAAACUCCUCCGCUGUGUGACUGGAGGAUGAUACGAGUUACCUGAAGAACUGAGCCCGGCAUCGUACACGGGAUCGUCGAACAUUGACUGUCUGUUCCCGGUGGGGAGUUGGAGUGUGAGCAGCGUCAGUGGCUUCCGCGGUCCGUUCUCCUUCUGCGGAACCUGGGUAUAGUGGUUUGAGAACGAGGUCGAGUCUCGGGUCCCAUUCCCAUUCCCCUGGUAUGUCUGCUCUAUUGUCAUCGUUUUAUCUCUUCGUUGGU
Messenger RNA from Geodia barretti, 1889 nucleotides. NCBI's taxonomy places the organism in Eukaryota, Metazoa, Porifera, Demospongiae, Tetractinellida, Geodiidae. The record is from the annotation of a GenBank genome assembly.